Torulaspora delbrueckii is the source of this 3288-nucleotide messenger RNA. RefSeq names its product Bre4p (gene BRE4). The transcript has a single exon. Bases 1 to 3288 code for a protein of 1095 amino acids. The record is from RefSeq and is a predicted model, not a curated record. Lineage: Eukaryota; Fungi; Ascomycota; Saccharomycetes; Saccharomycetales; Saccharomycetaceae.
AUGGUUGAGGGUUCACUUUCUGGUUCACUUUCUGGUUCACUUCCUGUAGGGAAGGACUCGAGGUCAGCGGACGUUGGGAUCUCGAAGGGCUCGUAUUCUCAUGCCUCUUACAUGAGUCUACGUGAUAUGAAUAACAAAAGUGGUAAUGUGCCAUCGCCACAGGUUUCGCGAGUGAAUCUAUCCCGUUUAAGGCUUGAUAGUUCAGCGAAGAUAAAGGCUUGGAAAGACCUGGAUGACUUUAACCUAGAGGAAUUGAGAGAUGGUUUUUUCGAUCCCGCAUUUACAAAGCCAGAGAAGCAUGUACAGCAUGAUGAUAAAGAAGUCGACAAUGGACUGUUCUGUCUACAUACCAUACCGGCGGAAGCAAAACAGUUUAUAAGAUACAAGGAACUAUUGAACAAUUUUUGGGCACAAAAGCUCUCCAUCUUCAAAUAUAGCGUGGCAUUCUUUAUCAGUCUGGUUAUUUGUGUGAUUCACCCAUCUGGGAAAUGGAUAGGUGAUGAAUAUAGAUAUUUUCUACCCAUAGCUACAUUGAUUCAUCAUCCAGUCAGAAAUAUUGGCGUACAAGCUGAGAUGACAAUAGCAUCUGUUAUAGGUGCUAGUUUUGGGUUGGGUUGGUCUGCCUUGGCAUGGUACAUUUCCGUGGCUACAAGACCAACUGCCAUACAUCAGGGUGGUGUGCUUUUUGCCAGUUUGACUUUGGCUUUAUUAUGGUCUACAUGGCUGCGGGAGCUCUACCAGAGGCUGCAAUAUAUCACGCUUUCAUUUAGUAUUGCGAUCAUUUUUCUCCACAACGUCAGUCUGGUUUCUUCCAAGCAGGAUUUACAUUGGAAAGUGUUCUGGGAUUUUGGGAUCUCAUACCUCUUUGGUAUACUUCUAUCGUUGGUAGUCUGUGUCUUUGUAGAUCCACACAGCGGUAAUGCCGAACUGAUGGAACAUUUUGGGGACUCUAUCACCAACAUUAGGCAAUUUCUCUUAGCAUUGAUCGAUAAGGGAGACGGUUUGGAUGAACGAAAGCUGAAAGAAUUGCAACAGAACAUGGUGAACUCCAUUACCGUCGACUUGUCCGAAGGUUACAGAGAAUUUGCUAAUCAAUGGACGGUCUCCAAGUUCAACGCUCAUUAUUUGAAGGAACUAAGAAACUCUUUGACGAGUUUCAUGUCUCCCCUAAGGGCUUUACCGGUCGGUCAUAAACUAUUAGACAAUGCAGAACUGGAGAAACUGUACAAUAAAUUAAUGAAUCGUCAAUCGCGUACCGAUGAUACUGAAGCAGGAACUGAUUGCACUACCGAGCAUGCCUCUCCAAUGGACUAUUCAAAUCCUGUAACACCCUUACCGACCGGAUUUGGCAGUUUACCUAAGGGUGUAGCACUAAACAGUGAGUUGUAUUUGAGUGUUUUGAGAUCAACUUUCUCGAAAGAUAUUUUUGCUUUGAUAGUGGAAAUGAUAAUUGUACUCGAGAAUAUGGCAAAGGUCUUGAAAUGUUUUGAGAAGUCGAAAUCUAAAAAGGACGAAAUUGAGGAAUUAAACAAAUUAUUCAACCACUCAUCUCAAAAGCUGAAGCGUAAGAUCUAUAAUUUGGACGUUUGUUACAAAGAGUUCACUAAAUCAAACUUUUUCUGUAAAGAGCUUUUGACCGAUGCUGAUAGUGUUGAUAUAUUCCUAUUUCUGAGAUACCUCCGUAAUGCGGCUAAACAUUUGAUUCUUGCCAACGAGAAUUGUCAACGCUUAGGUAGCGAUAUCAAAUGGAGGAUAGUCCCGAUGCAUUAUCCACUUCAAAGAGCUUUGUUGAGACUACCCAAACAAUGUUCUCUUGAUGAGGGAGCAGCAAAUAUCUUGCAUUAUUUCGAGACUAAGAAGGACGUCGAUGACAUUUUUGAGAGACUCUACAAUGCCUAUACAUCUAGGCACCAAUAUAAAAGACAUGGUGAGAAGAAUACAAUGGUCUCGGUCAGAGCAAUCGAUCACAACGAUUUCAAUUUCCAUACUACAAACAAUCGUUGGCGGUUCAGAUUAUGGAAAGUUAGCUCUUUGCUUGUGGGGGCUGAGAUGAAAUGGACAAUCAAGGUUUUGUUUGUCAUGAUAUUUUAUUGCCUUCCUGGCUGGAUACCUGAAUCGCAUGGAUGGUAUGAUUACUAUCAAUGCUGGUGGGCUCCUCUGACCUUCUUCCUACUGGCUCACAGAAAAUUAUCUGGGACAUGGGACACCAUGUUGAGAAGACUUGGUUGUGCCCUGGUUGGAAUUUUUUGGGGAUGGGCAGCUAAUCAAUCUCGGCAUUUUGGUAGCCCAUAUGUCAUUUGUACAUUUGGGGGACUAAUUGUCAUAGUUUUUGCCACAAACGUUCUGGUUUACAAGAACACCAAAUCUAGUUUCACUGCUCUUAUGUGCUUUUCGGUAAUAGCACUGAAGCCCUACUCCGAGGGAUCGUCGUCAUUAAAUACUGCUGCCAUUUGGAAGAAUACAUGGGUAACGGGUUUGGCCUUCAUUAUCGCUGUCUUGACAUCAGUUCCUGUCAAUUGGAUUGCUUGGUCUUUCAAAGCUCGCUCAGAGUUGCGACUUUCAGUGUCAUCAUUAUUGGCACAUCUCAGUCAAUCCUAUCAAUCGGUCACCGAUCGAUAUUUGUAUCGUGAUAUGAAUGACGCACCAACUGAACUCACCCUUGCUCUUUCUCAUAUUCGUGAGGUCAGACUUACUCAAAGUGCAGUAGCGGUACGAGACCUGAUUACCAAAUCUGCCAACGAGCUAUCCUUGAUAUCGGAUUUUUCACCAGCGAAAUACUAUCGCCUACUAGAUGCCUGUGAUUUCCUUUUGGAGAAGAUAGUCGAAGCCAGAAUAUCCGGCUCAUUUUUUGAGAUUUGGAACGGAGAUCCUGACAACGAGAGUACGAGGGCCUUACUAUCUCUUCGUAGAGACAGUGUCUCAUCCGUGAUUUUUGUCUUUUACAUUUUAUCAAACUGCUACCGUACAAAGAACAAGAUACCAAUGUAUCUACCAAACCCCAUGGUAUCCAGGAAGAAACUUUAUGAUUUCCUUGCGGAGUUAGAAAUGCAAAACAGUAAGAACCCGCCUUGUUUGACUUCGAGGGCCUCUACUGCCUGCCAUAACAUUUCUUUGGAAAAGAAGAUGUUCAAAGAACAUGCUCCAAGCUAUGAUACGGAGGACUAUGAAAAAUCCCGCUGGACCGAAAUUCAUGGCAUGGCAUUUGCAAGAGCUUUUACAGAUAUUACAGAAGCGAUGCAAGUCGUUGUCGCUUGUUCAAAGGAUAUUCUUGGAGAAGAGGUUGUAUGA